CUUAUUGUAAACUUCAUUAAACUUUUAGGUACUCACAUCAAAGCAUAAACACACCUAUAACUUAUAUAUACACUAAUUAACCAUGUAGGUUACAAUGGAUUAGAUGGCUGAGGAGCUAAGCUAUCUGACUGCUUCUGCAAGAAUCCUAGAAUUGGCCCCAGAUUGGACCCUCUUGGAAUUUUUUCUGUUGGUUCUAGUCUGGAUUUAUCAAACCCACUGCCCACUUCACUUGUGUUUGAAUGUUUUUGUGAACAUGUAUGUCACAUCAACAGUAAAUUGACCAAAAUUACAGAAAAAAAUAAAUGCUAAAGUGAUGGUAGAACAAGAUAUUUGUAGACCAAUCUGUCUAAAAAAAUGGAUGGUUGGCAGCUCUGAAAACUAUAAAUUAUUGGAAAUUGAAUAUUUUGGAAAGGAUACAUGUGUAGGGUUUUUAUUGGGAGGAAUUGGAGAAAUGAAUAAAUCGAGACAGGCAAAUUUUAUGGUUGUUGAUAAGAAUACAAGCAAUGGAGAAAUUGAAGAUAAAUUUAAAUCAUUCGUAAAACGAGAUGAUAUCCACAUUAUACUUAUAAAUCAAAAUAUUGCAGAAAGAAUCCGUCAUCUAAUUGAUAAUCAUCUUGAUCCGAUUCCAACAAUUUUGGAAAUACCAUCUAAAGAUCAUCCAUACGAUCCAACUAAAGAUUCAAUUUUACGUCGAGCCAAAGGACUUUUUAGUGCUGAAGAUUAUCGUUAAUUAUUUAUUUGAAUGUCUUUAUCUCUUGUAUAUAAAGAUUUUCAUUAUUAUUACAAAGAUAUAAAGAAUUCCAUAAGCAUAUAUCAGUUACUAAGUUGGAAAAAUUAUAUAUACAGUGUAUAUUUAUAUAAUUAAAAUAAUUGGAGCAAAAUUUUAAAAUGAUUAUCAGCAGAAUAAAAUGUA
This is a messenger RNA of Centruroides sculpturatus (bark scorpion), 913 nucleotides long. It is a transcript of the gene Vha14-1, whose product is annotated as V-type proton ATPase subunit F-like. Gene Ontology annotation, biological process: proton transmembrane transport. NCBI's taxonomy places the organism in Eukaryota, Metazoa, Arthropoda, Arachnida, Scorpiones, Buthidae. The coding region runs from base 314 to 730 and encodes 138 amino acids. The record is from RefSeq and is a predicted model, not a curated record. Gene Ontology annotation, molecular function: proton-transporting ATPase activity, rotational mechanism. Gene Ontology annotation, cellular component: proton-transporting V-type ATPase, V1 domain; membrane. The transcript has 5 exons.